GACACAUAGAGUACCUGGAUAAGUAGUGGGCAGUCAGAAACCACAACAAUUUGAAAAAAGAAAGACAUUCUUUUUACUAACAAUGGUAGUAAUGGUAACAGUGAUCCGACCUUUAAAACGGAGCAGCCUUUGGUUUAAUCACAUUGCACCUAUUCGGAGUUUGUGGUUUUGCUGCACAUAAAUGACUUCCAAUAAAUCAGGUGUGAGAUUACUGAGGAAUGCACUGCAGUAAAGGACGGAGAUUAACAUGUGACUGCAAAAGCCAUUCUCUUCAUUAGUAAUAAUGGCAUAGGAGUCUAGGGUGAUACUGAAGCAUACAGAGUACUGUAUUCUGCACCAGACUAGAUAACAGGCUGAUGGAACAUUGCUUGGCUUUUAUUUAUGUAAGGAAUGAUUUAAUGAAAGCAGUGUAGAUUGUUAAAACAUCAUAGUACUAAAGUGCUGUUUUGACUACUCAUUUCAUUAGGAUUAUGGAGGAACACUAAUAUGAUGAACAUGAAGGCAUGAAGACAGAAUGCUGGUCAUGUCAAAACUAAAAUGCAAGCAGACCUGGCAAUAAAUCCAUCCAUAUUCUGCUGAAAAUGUCUUUUAGUGUAACAUGCUACCGUAUUUUUGGCUGGAAGACCAGACUAACAAUGGCAGCUACUAAAAAAACAUCCUUUCGCCAAGGUACAAUACAAAGAAGUAAAUCCGAAGGCAAUUUGAUAGAUUUAGAUGAUGAAGGACCUAUGGCUAACAGCUUUUAUAAAGAUGAUGUAUUUUUUCAAAAGAAUGCGCAAGCAAACACAGUAAACAUCUUUGGAAACAUGCCUGAUGUCUUACAACCAACUGUUCAAAGUAAUUCAAAAAACAUAAAUCCUUUCUGGAAUAAUCUCUCAAAAUCAAACCCCUUUUUGAUUGACAUUUCCCAGACAGAUGACAGUACUAAUAUCUCAAGAAUUUCUUUAGCAAAAGAAGACAAUUUUCUUUUCGGUGAUUAUAGAGAAAUAGCAGAUUCAGUUGCAUCUUCAACAGAUGAACUCGACAUUGACUUGUUACUUAAAAAUACUUCAUCUCGAAGGUCGGGGAAAAGCAAGAGUGCUUCAGAUAUCUUAGAUAUUCUGGACAACAAAGAAACUCCUUUACAAAAAAAGGAUACUGCCAGUCAGGUGUUUUCUGCUGAUCUUGAGUGGCUUCAAAAUGAUCGAGAAGCAUAUAAGUCAGCUUGGCUGAGUCAUCGGCAACUCACACGAUCUUGUCUUGAUCUGGAUGUGAUAAGUCAAAGUCCAGGAUGGGCUCAAACCCAGGCUGCUGAAACCAACAUUAUUUGCAAGGUCGAUCAUCAAGGAGGAUCUGUUGAACUUCCAGAUUCGGACAUCAAAGUUUAUAUUCCUGAAGGUCACAUUGCUCCAGGUGAAACACAGGAAGUAACUCUGAAGGCCAUCCUUGACCCUCCCCACUUACUUAAUAACAGGCAUUCAACUACAAUCAGCCCGUUGCUGGAAAUUCAGCUAAGUAAACCUCAAGUAAAAAAUGCAAUACUAGCUGAAAUGAAAGUAUGUGCCGAGGUGAAAAGGGAUCCUUUGAGUCAGGUAUUGGCUGAGAUUGUUUGCCUAACUUCAACAAGGAAAGAGGGUCCAUUUCUGCGUGUAAAUGACUGUUACAUAUAUGGAGAUACAUUGCAGGUAAAGCUAAACUCAUUAAACUCUAUUAUGUAUGUUAUUGCCGUAGCUCAGUUGAGAAACACAGACCCUUCAUCAUCCUUUGUUUGGGACUAUAUCAGUAAAAGCAUAACAAUGGCGUUGUAUGGUCCAAAGCAUAUUCAUCCUUCAUUUAAUGCUGUCUGUGCAAUAUUUGGUCACAACCAUACUCCUCAAAAGCUUACUGUGACUAACCUUAUGAAAGGGAAAAAAACACUGCCACCAGUUGUAUUUCAGCUUUGGGGAAGGCAACAGUUUCUUCUGCAAAAAACACAAGAAUUGGUUAUUUCUGGGCACACCAGGGACUCAAAAUUUGAGAUGCAUACUGUUUGCCAACUAUCCGAAGAACAACUUAUUAUGGGAAAAGUUGUUCAGCUUCAGUUCCCAUUUUCUGUGCAGGGUGUAGAAGAAAUAAAACCAUUUGCUUUUAAAAUGUAUGUUCAAGGCCAUGGUGGUGAGCUUGUGACAGAGUUGGACAUUCAGUCUCCCACUGGCACUCCUAGAAAACUAGGUGCUUCUGAUAGGCAAAAGCGCAUCCAAAAGAGAAGAGAAGUAAAAUCUGCACCCUUGCCAAUUUUGUUUACACUUAGGUAUCCAGAAUUUCAAGACAAGUCUGUUGAGAUCCUCAAUUAUGCUGUGACACAAAAGUCUGUGUUACGACAACCCAAAAUUGACUAUUUGUUGGAAUAUUUUAAAGGAGACACAAUUGCACUUCUAGAUACAAACAAAGUUAAAGUAAUUGGACAUGCAAGAAUUAAAGAGUGGUAUAUAGGUUUUUUACGAGGGAAGAUAGGACUUGUACACUGUAAAAAUGUGAAAGUGAUUUCACAGCACCAGGUUAUGAACUUCUCUGAUGUAAGCAUGACCACCAGCAUAUUUCUUGAACAGCUUGUAAAGCCUCUCCGGAGACUAACAUAUAUUUAUUCAUCAGUGCUUGCUAUUGUCUGUGAAAAAAUUCAUGACUGGAAGGGUUUUGCUGAAGCACUUGGAUAUUCCAACCUGUCACUAGAGGAUAUUAGUAGAUCACAGGUGGAGAAGGAGUCUGAAAGAGUCACUUGUGUUGUCGAGAAACUUAAAGAAGACUGCCAUUCCAGUACUGCAAAUAAAAAAUUUCUACAGGAACUUAUUCGUGGUCUUUUGAAGAUUAACUGUCAGGGGACUGUGGCACAGAUCACCCAAGAUGUAAUUGUCUUGUCUACUGCUGUACAGCUGGGAGUUCACUGGAGGGAACUGGCAGAAAAACUUGCAGGACUUACAAAACAGCAGAUUAAAGAAUAUGAAGUUCCACACAGAAUCAGGAAACAAGAACUGAACUCAGAAACCAUGUGGAAGCCAGCAUAUGAUUUCCUGUAUACAUGGAGUGCAAACUAUGGAGAAGGGUACAGAGAUGUGCUGCAGGAUUUACAUGUGGCUUUGGAUAAAAUGAGAAAUCCUAUUACAAGACAAUGGAGACAUCUGACUGGAACCCUUAUACUUGUAAGCUGCAUGGAAAAACUUGGAGCAGCUGCUUUUCCCAAGAUGGACGACAGAUAAAUGUAUUUUAAGUAGAUUCAUUCUGAUGAUUAGCCAGAGUAGAACAUCCAGUCAUUCAGUUUGCUAGCUACAUAGUAUUUAUAAAUGACAGCAUCCUCUUUAGACAAAUCUGCAAGUCUGUUUAAUCUGUGCUUGUGGAUGUUGAUGUAACCUAAUAUUUUUCAUGCUGCAAGUUAUAAACUUCCUUUCCAAAGUCAUCAGUGUAGUACCUAUUGUUAUCAUUAUAGUACAUUUGUAAACUGUGCUGCCAUUUUUUAUUGUUAUAUGCUUAUAAACCUGAUUUGCUUCUGUCAAUCAGUAUUUGUAGAGUUGGUUUGCACUGAAGUAGGCAGAAUACUUGCAAACCCAGUGCCAUUAAUAUUAAGUUCAUUAACAAUUCAUUGCUGUUAAUAUGCAGUUAGUGAUAGUUUUAACAACAGUCAUGCAAUUUCAUAUUACAACACAAAUGUCUCGUGCCACCUAUAUCCUGUUUUUUCACCUCCCUUCAUUCUUUGUACUGCCUAGUUUGUCAAUUUAGAUUAAUUUCUACUUUCUGUAUUUUCCUUCACACCACAGCCAUAUACUGCUGCCACAUUUGCUUUCCUAAUGUUUUGUGAAGCUUUUGACAAUAAUUUUUAAAUGAAUUCCAAAUGCAGAUACAAUAUCCAGAAUAAUCAGUGGUCUUGAAGAGAAUUGCAGUUUAGUAGUUUUGUUACAGUUGUUCAUUGUAGUGUAAGUUAACAUAUGCUGGAUUUUUAAAUAUGCUGAUAAAUUUGUUUUAUUAAACAUAUUCUGCUUAAGUGCGAGCAAGUGCCAUAAUUCUGUCACUUUGAUAUAAUAUUUGAAGGCAGACUGGAGCUCAUUAAAACUAAAUGCAAUUAAAAUUCACAUUGCAUAUUACAGAAUGGAAAGGUAUGGCUAAAACACUCCAACUGAUUAGUUCAUUAAAAUACUCCCUGAUUUUCAUUC
Protopterus annectens (West African lungfish) is the source of this 4160-nucleotide messenger RNA. It is a transcript of the gene MACC1, whose product is annotated as MET transcriptional regulator MACC1. Bases 582 to 3212 code for a protein of 876 amino acids. Gene Ontology annotation, molecular function: protein binding. Lineage: Eukaryota; Metazoa; Chordata; Ceratodontiformes; Protopteridae. The record is from RefSeq and is a predicted model, not a curated record. Gene Ontology annotation, cellular component: cytoplasm. The transcript is spliced from 7 exons.